AAUUCACCAGCUCGCCAGCACUUCGAGAACAGCAGGCAAGGAUGGAUGUGGUCGACAGCCUUCUUGUGAAUGGAAGCAACAUCACUCCUCCCUGUGAGCUGGGAAUCGAAAAUGAGACGCUUUUCUGCUUGGAUCAGCCCCAUCCUUCUAAAGAGUGGCAGCCAGCCGUGCAGAUUCUUCUGUACUCCUUGAUAUUCCUGCUCAGUGUCCUGGGGAAUACGCUGGUCAUUACGGUGCUGAUUCGGAACAAGAGGAUGAGAACGGUCACCAACAUCUUUCUGCUCUCACUGGCGGUCAGUGACCUCAUGCUCUGCCUCUUCUGCAUGCCAUUCAACCUCAUCCCCAACCUGCUCAAGGAUUUCAUCUUUGGGAGUGCCGUCUGCAAGACCACCACCUACUUCAUGGGCACCUCUGUGAGUGUAUCCACCUUUAAUCUGGUUGCCAUAUCUCUGGAAAGAUACGGUGCGAUUUGCAAACCCUUACAGUCCCGGGUCUGGCAGACCAAAUCCCAUGCUUUGAAGGUGAUCGCCACGACCUGGUGCCUCUCCUUUACCAUUAUGGCUCCGUACCCAAUUUAUAGCAACCUGGUGCCUUUUACCAAAAAUAACAACCAGACGGCGAAUAUGUGCCGCUUCCUACUGCCAAAUGAUGUCAUGCAGCAGUCCUGGUAA
Molecule: messenger RNA, 671 nt
Organism: Enhydra lutris kenyoni (northern sea otter)
Lineage: Eukaryota; Metazoa; Chordata; Mammalia; Carnivora; Mustelidae
Product: cholecystokinin A receptor
Exons: 3
Coding region: 42-671 (209 amino acids)
Biological process (GO): neuropeptide signaling pathway
Cellular component (GO): membrane
Molecular function (GO): cholecystokinin receptor activity; neuropeptide receptor activity
Source: RefSeq, a predicted model, not a curated record